Scedosporium apiospermum is the source of this 2691-nucleotide messenger RNA. RefSeq lists its product as uncharacterized. The coding region runs from base 1 to 2691 and encodes 896 amino acids. The transcript has 4 exons. Gene Ontology annotation, molecular function: ubiquitin conjugating enzyme binding; ubiquitin protein ligase activity; zinc ion binding. Gene Ontology annotation, biological process: positive regulation of proteasomal ubiquitin-dependent protein catabolic process; ubiquitin-dependent protein catabolic process; protein polyubiquitination. Gene Ontology annotation, cellular component: ubiquitin ligase complex; cytoplasm. The record is from RefSeq and is a predicted model, not a curated record. Lineage: Eukaryota; Fungi; Ascomycota; Sordariomycetes; Microascales; Microascaceae.
AUGGGUCGAAGAAAGAGUCUCUUAAACGUCUUCCGGUCGGAGAGGGCCUUGGGGCGUAAAACUUCCGUGGAGGGUGUCGUGGACGCCGGCAAGCCGAGUGACGCGGAUAAACAAGAUCCCAGCGAUAUCGAUUCGUGGGGAACAUCAUCUUGCUCUUCCCCUUGCCCUCCCCAGCCAUUGAAACUAUCGCAACGAGUUCCAUCUCAUGCUAUAGGUUCAGUUCCACCAUCAGAAAACAAUGGCUUGAAAAGAACCUCGGAGGUAGCUGAAACACUGUCGAGGCAGCUGAGCCACAUUGAGCCGACGGUACUGGCGCUAGCAGAAGGACUGGAGAAGUCACAGGAAGCCGUACUGCAGCACAUUGAUUUCUUGACCGGGUACGACGGGGAUCCUUCAGACGCUCGUCAGGCCACCGAGGGAGGGGCGGCGUGUCUUAGCGAAUCGCAGAAGCGCCUUCCCCAAGAGUCAAAAACGGAAAACCAAGCUUGCCCCCGUCCGUCGGCGUCGAUUGAGAAUCCGACGGGACAAGUCUACGACAAAAAAGUCCUCAGCAACCUCCUGUCUUGUAUACAAGAGUGUCAAAAGUUUCUAGACACUCUGCAGAAAACGGCUAAAUUUGAACAUGACUUGUCGACGGAUACAAGCGCAAGCCCCGACCGAAACACAGACAUGCUCCAACACACCCAAGAACAACUUACACAGGGUCUUGAAGAGAGUCAGUUCGGUCGCAAUCCAACCGCCGAGUUGUCUCGGCUACUUGGGGAGGAGAAAGAAAGAACUUCUGCUUUAGCGGUAAAGCUGGAGGAAGUUGAAGCAAGGAGUAAGAGUCAGCAACAGAAAUGCAUGGCUGCUCACGAGGAAGAAAAGGAACGAAUGCUCGACAUUUUUCAAAAGGUUCUGGAUAAGCUAGAGAAAGAGUCCGAAUCCUUUAAGGCUACGAAGAAUCGCGAGAUGGAAGAGUUGUCGUGCCUAGCCGAAUCUUUAGCAAACGACCUGAAGGAGGAGAAAAGUCGUCGUCGAGAAGACAAGGAAAAGUGGCAGAAAAUAGAGAACGAGAAACUGGCAUUGGAGCUCAUGUUGCUCGAGACUCGGCGUCUGCUGCGGUGGAAAACUAGUGUCUAUGCCGAUACGAUGGCCCAGCUAGAAGCAGAGAGACGCAAGACGCAACUUGCAGAGACUCAGUCAUUGGCCCUGGGGGAUCAUUCUUUAACACCCAGGUCCCUUCUAAUGAUGUUUUCUUCACAGCAACCGGGUAUGCCAGUCGCAAGCGGUUCAGAAGUCAGUCGUCUGGUUUUCUGUCCGAUAACACCCGGCACCCUUGAUCUGAAACUUUCCGGCGAGGAGCUGCAGUCCAUGUUCUCACUCCUGAAGUCGCGAAAAUCGGCACCCUUCUUGAACUUUCUUAGGACGGAAGUCUCGAUCCGUCCGUGCCAAAUAUGUGGAUUUCACAAGUUUGAUCCGCCUCCAUCCCGACCAAACGAGAUUGCCAUUCUGGACGAGUAUCCCAGGUUUCCCCAGCCUAUGCAACUAGAAUCAAAUAACGUCUGCACAAAAUGUCGUCUCCCGCACCUCGUCACUGACUUUGAGAGGCAUGUCUGGACUGACAUGGCGACGGAUGAGAUCUUCAGGUUGGUGAAGAAUCAAGGAGACUUUGCCACGAUUUUGCGUUGCCUAGGAGAUCCGGAAAUUGGAAAUACCUUGCGCACCUAUGAAGCAUGUAUGGAUUUACGCCGUGCUCUUUCCUGGCAUGACAGUUUCCUACCCGCCCUAGCCAUUCGAAUCUCAUGCGACCUUCAUCUCCGGAUGAAGAAGGCGGGCAUUAUGGCGCCUUUCUUUGAUUCCCAAUUUUUUCGCACUGAGCCGGACGAUAACGGUUCGAUCCCUCCUUUCGACCCAGGGACUAUACGCAACGUCCGAGUAUAUGCCUAUGAAGAGGGAACGUCUGUCGAUGUUCCAGUGUUCAUGAAAUUCUUCAACCGUUCGGCGAAAGUUGUAGAAUGCAGCGUAUGCUCCGAGAAGUACCGCGAUAUCCGGCUACUAGAGGAAGACUGGAAGGUAGUCUGCGGCCGAGAAUAUGACCACGAAUGGCUGUGGGCACUUCUCCACUUCCCGCCUGGAGCGACAAAGUCCGGCUGCCAGCACGAACCCGAUGUGUGUCGGCGAUGCUACAAUCAAUUCCUUGCCGCCCAGCUGGAGCAGCUUGGCAGCCUUGGAUGUGAACAGAUCGCGUGCCCGACGCUUGGCUGUGGGAAUCUUCUCCAGUACGAAGACAUUCGCCGCAUGGCCUCGAACAAAACGUUCAAAUUGUACGAUCGUUACAGACUCCUCAAGCAGCUAAGUGGCGAAGAAGGCUUCAUGUGGUGCCUUAGACCUGGUUGCCAGAACGGCCAAAUAUACGAUCCCGACGAUGAAAUGGUUAUCUGCGCUGAAUGCUCCUUUGAAAUGUGUUUCCGUCAUCGAGGGCCGUGGCAUGCGGGCCUUACGUGUCUAGACUACGCGGCUAACCAAGGUGAUCCCAAUUCCAGCGGAACCCGCGAGUGGAUCGAGGGAAACUCCCAGGCGUGCCCUAACCAAGGUUGUGGAGUACGGAUCGAGAAGAAUCUUGGUUGUGAUCAUAUGACUUCCAUGAAUUUUGUUGGUAUUGCCUCGGCGAGUGGGACGGGCAUUCCCAUUGUCGAGAGUAGUGGAUGA